Rana temporaria (common frog) is the source of this 923-nucleotide messenger RNA. Its product is annotated as transmembrane protein 272-like. NCBI's taxonomy places the organism in Eukaryota, Metazoa, Chordata, Amphibia, Anura, Ranidae. The transcript is spliced from 7 exons. The record is from RefSeq and is a predicted model, not a curated record. Bases 183 to 710 code for a protein of 175 amino acids.
UGCAGCAGACACAUGCAGGCUCCAGUCAGCCCUUCCCACUGCAGUGAGGACGUCCCUGGGAAGGGCCUGCAGCUGCUCGUGCUGUCAUCAUCACUAUGCCCGGACUGGAGAGGACAGAGCCAGCACAAGAGAGGGAUCGGGCUACUCCUUAUCACUCUACUCUCUAAUCAGGAUUAGCAACAAUGGGUGAAAUGUCAACCACAUCAUCAGGAAGUGAAACCCGUUUCUCUCUCAAAGCAAAAUGUAAAGCCUCACAACUCUUCAGUUUAUUGCUCUGGACGGCGCUCAGCCUUGCUAUGAUUAUCAUAGGGUCCAUGCAUGUUUACAACUGUCCAGUUGAGCCCAAAAUUCCAAUCUACUUGAUAGUAGCUGGCAUCUUUCAUCUGCUAGCAUUUGCCCUGAUCCCGCUGAAGUUGGUUGCUGAAAAAGUGGCAUAUGGUAUAGAGAGUGUGCUGGGCCUCUUUUCCUUUGCCUGGUUUAUUGCAGGUAGUGUCUGGGUUUUUCGAAUCUAUCAAGACAAUCCAAGACGCUGCAAUGAUUUAGCAUAUAAAUUUGCGUUUGGAAUCCUGAUCUUUGAGUAUAUCUUUCUGGCAUUCCUUGUUGCAGUCAUUUGUCUCUGUACAUGUUGUGCAGGACUCCUGGCGGCAGGUGGCGAUAUAGAAACUCCAGCCAGGAACCACUCUCCGGAAGAUGAAGAAGCUCUGAAGUAAAACAAGAAGGGAGGUUGCCAAGAACAUUUUUUUUUUAUUAUUCAUUUUAAGUUAUACACAUUCAUUCUAAAUGGUGAAAUACAUUUUGAAUAGGCAUAUUCAUCCAGCAGGCCAAAAAGAGUGUUAAGAAGUAGUUUUUUUCUCGAGAAUCUGAAGUUGCAUUGGAGGUGAAUACAGAAAUCAUCAAUACAAAGAAUAAAUGUUUUUUUUUUU